CUUGUUUCUGGUCAUCCACUUCGAAUUACCGUCUUCACCACCUGGCUUUUCAUCUCCUGUUCCUACUACAACCCAGAGAGUGGUUGAAGUGCUGUCAUGAGUCGUGGUACAAUUACCCGUGGUGGACAGAAGAGGUUCUGUGGGGAAAGUAAGUCAGAGGAUAGUGGAUUGGGUGAGAAGGGUGUCAAGACCCAGGGUGAAGAAGAGGAUGUGACUUACUUGCAAAAAGGAAAGUCAGAGGAUUGUGGAUUCGGUGAGAAGAGUGUGGAGACCCAGCAUAAAGAAGAGGAGGUGAGUUCCUUGGAAAAAGGAAAGUCAGAGGAUAGCGGAUUGAUUGAGAAGAGUGUGGAGACCCAGCAGGAAGAAGAGGAGGUGAGUUCCUUGCAAAAAGGAAAGUCAGAGGAUAGUGAUUUGGGUGAGAAAAGUGUGCCAACCCCACGUGAGAAUGAGGAGGAAAGGUUCUCAGAGAAAGUAAACUCAGGGGAUAGUGGAUCAUAUGAGUGGGGAUCGAUGCACACAGAUGAAGUAGAGCAGGAACCCACGGUGACAUCUUUCUGAGGCCCAAAAAAGAUGCCAGAAGACAUGGAUGUCACAGUUCCAGUGGAUGACCAGGACAUCCAACUGCCACGUCUGGACAGAUGUUCAAAGUUUUUAUGGUUUCAUCAUUUCAAGUUUGUGUUGGGGGGGGGUACCCUUAAAGGCUUAGUCACAAAAAAAGUUCAAAACACCCUUCAAGGAAACAAAGUUCUUUAUGUUUUUGCUAAAUAAGACUUUUUUUAUGACGCAUUUGUUAAUAUCUGUGU
Messenger RNA from Oreochromis aureus, 803 nucleotides. Its product is annotated as cilia- and flagella-associated protein 251-like. NCBI's taxonomy places the organism in Eukaryota, Metazoa, Chordata, Actinopteri, Cichliformes, Cichlidae. The record is from RefSeq and is a predicted model, not a curated record. The transcript is spliced from 8 exons. Bases 97 to 558 code for a protein of 153 amino acids.